Messenger RNA from Amoebophrya sp. A120, 219 nucleotides. The record is from the annotation of a GenBank genome assembly. NCBI's taxonomy places the organism in Eukaryota, Dinophyceae, Syndiniales, Amoebophryaceae.
AUGCGGGCCGCAGGCUUCGCACUACGGCCCGCAGAUGGUGCGCGGCCGCACACGUGGCGCCGGAAAGCCACCCAAGAAAAAUCUCGAACAAAGCGGAGAAAGCGCGCAGCGCUCGCGAUCUUGGCGCCCGGUGCCCAGCCGCGUAGCUUGCGCCUUCGCCCCCGGGCGCUUGCCGCCUUCCAUUUCUGCCCCGGCGCCGCAGGCGGCGCGGCAGAGGGC